AUGGGCGUGGUAAGACAGACGGUACUGCUGUGGCGCCUGCUGGGAAUAAUACUCCGUCUCUGGGUCUACCUCGUCUCCACCAUCUUCAAAAGAGUGUUCGGGAAACACAUUGUUGUUGUAACUACAACAAAAGUAGAGGGGGCGACCAGUGAAGACCUUGCCAGAGACUACGAUCGUUCUGUUCUGAAGCUGAGUCACUUCAAAGGUGUAUUCCGUGCAGCGUAUCUAGACUUGUAUAAGGACGCCUUCCUCCACCAUCUUGCCCCCAAUCCUCGACUGCACUCACUUGACGGAACACAGAUCCACCGAUUGCUGGACUUUCAGAAACAAGGGCGCCCCCUGGUGGUCAACUUUGGGAGCUGUACCUGA
Molecule: messenger RNA, 369 nt
Organism: Haliotis rubra (blacklip abalone)
Lineage: Eukaryota; Metazoa; Mollusca; Gastropoda; Lepetellida; Haliotidae
Product: thyroxine 5-deiodinase-like
Exons: 1
Coding region: 1-369 (122 amino acids)
Molecular function (GO): thyroxine 5'-deiodinase activity
Source: RefSeq, a predicted model, not a curated record